CGUUGUGCUCGACCACCUCUCUCUCUCUCUACUGGUGGUUUAUUGUAACAGGAUGUUGUCACCACGUGUCUCUAACGGUCAGCGGAGCUUCAUUCUGCAGACGCCAUGAAGGCAACUCUGCUUCUCCUCCUGUUGGUGAGCGUCGGCCAGACGUCUGUCCACAGUCGUGCCUCGGUGACGGUCGCUCCCAACAAGUCUCAGUUCUACGAGUACGAGAACAUCUCUGUGAGCUGUGAGCAGACGAGCUCCGCUGGAUGGACGGUGUGGAGAUACACGACCGACAAGUUUUUUACUAGUGUAAAGCUGUCCCAGUGCGGAUCGGGAUGGGGUGAACGGACCUCCUCCGCCUGCGUCAUCAAGAUCACCAAGCUGUCGGACAGUGGCGUGUACUGGUGUCAGUCCAGACACGGAGACAGCAGCAACACCGUCAACAUCACCGUCAUCAGUCAGACUGAGCCGGUGUUGAUGAGUCCUGUCCUCCCUAUCACGGAGGGACACGACGUCACUCUGUCCUGUACGACAAAGAAAAACUCCUCCAACCCCCGAGCUAGUUUCUACAGAGACGACUCCUUCAUCGGGACUGAGCCUGAAGGUCUCAUGACCAUCCGCAAUUUCUCCAAGUCUCACGAAGCUGCCUACAAAUGUAACAUCAGCGGUGGCUUCUCUUCCCCCAGCUGGCUGCUGAUGGAAGAUGGUUCCGACCCGGUUCGGCUCUCAGUGUCUCCUGACUCGUCUCAGCUGCUGGAGUACGAUACUCUGUCUCUGAGCUGCGGUAACGCCAGCGUUCACGGCUGGAACGUCAUCAGGUCCACCACGUCCACCACGUCUGAGGAGGAGAUAUCCAGCUGUGCGAAAUGGGGGAAGCUCACCUCUGCAGGCUGCGUCAUCCAGUUGACCAAGGUGCCCGACAGCGCCACCUACUGGUGCCAGUCUCCUGAAAAUCAGCGGAGCAACUCUGUCCAGAUCACCGUGUCCGAUGGACUGGUGAUCCUGCAGAGUCCUGUCCUCCCUGUGACGGAGGGACAUGAGGUCACUCUGUCCUGUAGGACCAAGAAAAACUCCUCCAACCCCCGAGCUGGUUUCUCUAAAGACGGAUCCUUCAUCAGGACUGAGCCUGAAGGUCUCAUGACCAUCCAGCAU
Messenger RNA from Anarrhichthys ocellatus (wolf-eel), 1140 nucleotides. RefSeq names its product sialoadhesin-like. NCBI's taxonomy places the organism in Eukaryota, Metazoa, Chordata, Actinopteri, Perciformes, Anarhichadidae. Gene Ontology annotation, biological process: cell surface receptor signaling pathway; immune response. The transcript is spliced from 7 exons. The record is from RefSeq and is a predicted model, not a curated record. Gene Ontology annotation, cellular component: external side of plasma membrane. Gene Ontology annotation, molecular function: transmembrane signaling receptor activity. The annotation marks the transcript as partial.